This is a messenger RNA of Strongyloides ratti, 345 nucleotides long. RefSeq lists its product as hypothetical. The record is from RefSeq and is a predicted model, not a curated record. Bases 1 to 345 code for a protein of 114 amino acids. Lineage: Eukaryota; Metazoa; Nematoda; Chromadorea; Rhabditida; Strongyloididae. The transcript has a single exon.
AUGCAAAGUAAUAAUUCAAUAUUAAUACCUUCAACAAAAUCUUCUUUUAAAAAAGAUGCCAAAAUAUCAAGAUCAGUGUCAUUUUCAUUACCAGUUAAAAGUAUAUACUAUUCCUCAAAAUCACCAAUAUCAGUAACUUGUAAAAAUAAUGAUGAAAUAAUUGAAAAAGUUAUAAUAAAUGAAAAUCCAGAGGAUUGGAAUCUUGAAAUACCUCUACUUUCAAUAUCCCUAUCACCAACAAUUACCUCAUCGCAAUCAUCAUAUAUUAAUAGUCCUAUUCCUGGUUCUCCAAAUAAUAUAACAACCGUUAAAUUGAAACAAAAGGUUUGUUAUUAUUACUUUUAA